Molecule: messenger RNA, 210 nt
Organism: Coregonus clupeaformis (lake whitefish)
Lineage: Eukaryota; Metazoa; Chordata; Actinopteri; Salmoniformes; Salmonidae
Product: integumentary mucin C.1-like
Exons: 2
Source: RefSeq, a predicted model, not a curated record
AUGACCACUACAUCUGAAUCACCUACUACGACAACUGCAACUUCCGCUCCUACGACAACCACAACUGCAACUCCUUCUACAACAACUUUAGAUCCUACUACCACUACAACAGAAGCGCCUACAACGACAACUGUAGCUCCUACGACUUCUACAACUGAUACUGAAUCCCCUACAAUGACAACUGCAACUUCAGCUCCUACGACAACCACA